This is a messenger RNA of Cantharellus anzutake, 873 nucleotides long. RefSeq lists its product as uncharacterized. Bases 1 to 873 code for a protein of 290 amino acids. NCBI's taxonomy places the organism in Eukaryota, Fungi, Basidiomycota, Agaricomycetes, Cantharellales, Hydnaceae. The record is from RefSeq and is a predicted model, not a curated record. The transcript is spliced from 7 exons.
AUGGUAAAUGUGAAUGUGGAAGCAGGCCACAUACCUCAAGUCGAUACUGAUGGUGAGGAGAAGCAGCUGGAGAACGAAGAGAAGGAGGUGUUGGACUUGGGGGAUGACAAAGUGGCAGUACUGUUGGAGGACUUGGUGGAAAUGAAAGUACCCCAUGGGUCCGAAAGCAUCCUAACUCAUCUGACUUUGACCCCUGGAGAUGGAAGGACUGAGGAUGUUGAGGUGACUCGGCUUUCAGGUGAUUGUGUCUUUACAGAACAUCAUCAUUGGAAUCCUGACAUCGUUGAUUGUUUGUAUGACAUUACAAUGUAUGAUGGCAUCGACAAAUCCGCUGUGGUUUCCAUCAAAUGUUUCCUACCUUCCGAUGGACGAUUCAUUGUUGGUGGAGAUCCAAAGAGCCUGAGGUUCAGGGAAUCUGUAGGGAGUAUGCCUGCAGGAAUCGUGAAAAGCAUGUGGCAAUGGGAGAAGAACUAUCUACUGUUUUUGGUUCCUUUGACACAGAUUGGUCACAAACACGCCAAGGAGGUUCUGACAUUGUACUCCAAUAAAAAUGUGAAACUCUUGUACUUCGAAAAGGAUGCUAUCCGAAUGAACGCAUUCGAGAGUAAUUUUUCCUCCUGUAUCUUUGAUCCAUGGGAUGAAUACAGCAUAGACCAUACAGAGAUGGCACAUUAUGAGGAUACCUUGGAACCAGGGGAUGUAGUCAUCGCUGAUUGCUACCUGGAACAGUUUAAGGAGAAAGAAACAAAUCUCGAAAAAGUGGCUUUCAAGUUGAUUGGCAUCAGUCAUAUCUGUUCUGGAGAACCACCACGUUCGGAUGUGUCAAUGCUGGGAUGCUCACUGUCCAAAAAGAAAUCCUUAUUGGUACUUUAA